GUCACAAUAUCGUGAAAAAUUGCUAAUCAUUGAAUUACCUAAUUCAGGAUAAAAAUAUGGCAUGAUGUGUCUGGGGUCAAGUUUAAGAUAAACGAAAGUAAACAAGUUAUCGAAACGGUGAUCUAUCAAAUAAAUAGCGGGAAUAAUUCAAUUGACGUUAUUCUGUAGUUACCCGUCAGCCAAACGAUACUUAUUUACAGUAACAUGACAGACCAGCAAAAUUAUCAUAAAUUUUUGGACAAUGGUCAAUAUUCUAAACAUGGACUUGAAAAGUACGAGUGGAUCUUCGGCGAGACCUUCCUAUCUACUGGUGGAAUAACCACGACCAUGCAAGUUCUAAAGCAUGUCCAGUUAGGAGAGAACCCUAAAGUACUGGACGUGGGUUCUGGUCUGGGAGGUCACAGUUUCCUUUUCGCUGAAAAAUACGGAGCCGAAGUACUUGGUCUAGAUUUAUCAGAGAACAUGCUCGAAAUUGCUCGGAAACAUUUAGAUAAACGACCACACCUCAAAGACAAGGUCAGAUUCGAGUUCCAAGAUUGCACGAAAAUUGAUUACCCAGAGAACUCAUUCGAUCUCAUAUAUUCAAGGGAUACUCUUCUCCAUAUCCGCAAUAAAGAUCAACUAUUUAAAAAGAUUUACAAAUGGCUGAAACCUAAUGGUUAUGUCUUAUUUACUGAUUAUGUCAGAGGGGAAGAUGAGACUAAAUACACUGAAGAGUUUAAAAAGUAUUUGAUCGAUCGCGACUACGAUAUGGCCACUAUAACGGAGUAUAGAGAAAUCCUACACAACAGUGGCUUCAAGAGUGUCCAAGUGGAGGAUUGGAAGGACCAAUUUAAGUACGCUUUGGAGAUUGAGCUGGAUAAGUUGCAAGGAAAGAGGUUUGAAUUCCUUCAACAUUUCACGCAAGCUGAUUAUGAAGAUUUGGAGUCAGGGUGGCUGAACAAGGUGUUUAGAACAAACGAAGGCAACCAAGGAUGGGUCAUGGCAGUAGCGAGGAAGUGAGAAGAAUUUACAGUAAAGUAUUAUGACAUUUCUUAAUUGUGUUUAUCUCUUGAAAGUGUUUUAUUUAAUUAUGUACAUGGCUGUGGUUUGUCCCACGAUUUUCAAUACAACUUUUUUAACUGAAAAGUUCGUGACUACAUCAAUUUAUUGGUCUUAGAUAGUGUGAUAUGUAUUGUAGGUAAAUUUAUCUCUACCACUAAAUAAAAAACAUUUAAGUUAAAAUACGUGGUUUUUAUUUGAUGUAACGUCAUUGUCUAUUAAUAUUUAUUCCCAAGCAUACAUUGGCGUUAACAUAAUUCGUAAUAAUAACUACGCAACAAAUAUAUUUAAAAUAUUCUAUCAGCCGAAAAAUACACACUUUGGUUCCUAGCUUAGUUAUUAUGUUAUACUUCAUUAAAUAUUACAUAUCUGUUUGAAUUCAACGCUUUUGAGUAUUGAUUUACUGCAUUCAAUCCAAUGAGGAUUAGUUCAGACUUAGUCAAAAAUAAUUAAGGUCAGCACAUUAUUAUUUUGAAUUCAUAUAAA
Molecule: messenger RNA, 1527 nt
Organism: Amyelois transitella
Lineage: Eukaryota; Metazoa; Arthropoda; Insecta; Lepidoptera; Pyralidae
Exons: 1
Coding region: 205-1002 (265 amino acids)
Source: RefSeq, a predicted model, not a curated record